Messenger RNA from Bubalus bubalis (water buffalo), 4556 nucleotides. Its product is annotated as platelet-activating factor receptor-like. Gene Ontology annotation, molecular function: G protein-coupled receptor activity. Bases 1643 to 2647 code for a protein of 334 amino acids. The record is from RefSeq and is a predicted model, not a curated record. NCBI's taxonomy places the organism in Eukaryota, Metazoa, Chordata, Mammalia, Artiodactyla, Bovidae. Gene Ontology annotation, biological process: phospholipase C-activating G protein-coupled receptor signaling pathway; positive regulation of Rho protein signal transduction. The transcript is spliced from 2 exons. Gene Ontology annotation, cellular component: membrane.
UCCAGGCAAGAAUACUGGAGUGGGUUGCCAUUUCCUUCUCUGGCGGAUCUUCCCAACUUGGGGAUCAAACUUGUGUCUCCUACAUUGCAGGCAGUUUCUUCACCUGCUGAGCCAUCUGGGAAACCCUCUACAUAUACAGAGUGUCAAAACAAUAAGGAACCUUUUUCUGUUAGGCGAGGUCCAGAGAUAACAGCUUCAGUUUCAUUGUUGCAUAUUUUGGCUGCUUUAGGAUGACACCAGACUGAUAUUCUUUCAACUUUGUCCUCUGCUUCUUUCAAUUUAUUGACUACUGACAUCACGGUUAUAAAAUAGCUGCAGCAGCUCCAGACAACGCAUUUGCAUAUAAUAUACCAUGAUGAAAAGAGAGAGGAAAGCUCUUUUAGAAGACCCCUAGGUUUCCCUCAUAUCCCACUCUGCAGAAUUAUGUCAUAUUUCCAUUCUUACACCAAUCACUGGCAUGGGGAAUGGAAUUCCCAUGAUGGACUUAGACUAGUUAAGAUUUACCCACACUGGUCAAGUGGUCAGCAAGAGAAGGGAGAGAGUAGGUAGUGCCUCUUACCACUUACUUGCCAAAUAUGGAUAAUAAUGGCAAAGAUUUUUAUCGAGUUGCUGUGAAGACUUAGUGAGUUAAAGUGCUUACAAUAGUGCCUGCACAUAAUAAGUGCUCAGUAAAUGCUGUUAUUAAAUAGCAGUUCUACAGAUGGGAAAGUGGAUUCAGAAAGCUUAAGUGCCCACGUGUCAGUGCUGAGACUAGAAUUAAGGCUUGAUUGACUCCAGAACCCAACACUUCCCACCGCACCAGCUGCCAAAGUCAGAAGUGGGCAGGCGUGGCACCCCUGCUCUUCAACUUUAAGGUAAAUGGGAUGAUCAGUCCAACGUAAUUAAAUCUGCAUUGCUUCCCAGAAUUGCCCCUCUGCAUGGAUAUUUUGAAGCUCUUGAAAGUAGAGCCUGGACACCCUAGGAGCCCGGCCUCUUCCCAUCUCCACCCCUUCCAGGAUUCCACAGCCAGCCUGUCUCCAGCCGGGACUUUGAGUAAAAUCUCUCACAGCUGGCAUUAGAUUGAAGGCUCCUGUUUACCAAGGCCUGGCCUGUAAGCUGAUUAGAAGCUACAAGGCCCUGCAAGCUUGACUCUAGGGCCCAACCAGCAGCUGCAGGAAAGGCAGGGUGCUGGAGAAGUAGGCUGGCCAGCUGGUAUGGAGGAGUAGUUGGGAUUGACAGCAGCAGGAGUAUCUUCAGCUUUAGCAGUGCUGCCUCAGUCGGAGGAGAAGCCAGGCCUUAGGAAAUGGCACCCUCCUCCCCAAACCACAGCCUAAGCAUUGGUCAGGUCAGCAGAAUGACAUUCAGCAGCAAGGCCUUCCUUAUACAUUUUUAUCUCCCUCCCUGUGCCCGCAUGCCUUGCAAUGAUAUUCCUUUCCUUUGGGGCUCUGGCUGCAUCCCACACACCCCACUCAUAGCUGCCACAGGUGGACCCCUGCCCCUCCAGCUGUUGCUCCCAUUCUUCAUGCCCUGUCUAGGAUUAGUUGGUUGAUGGGAGGGUCUAGGAUGUGUGGGUGGGAGUGGAUUCUGCCCUGUCUCAGCUCCUUAGACCCCGGGCCCCAGAGAGAGCUGUAGCAGCCAGAGCAGCAAGAGUCCAAGGUCCGAGAUGAACAGGAGCGUGGGGGACCUGGGUGUUGGCGGCUGCAGACCCUGGGACGACCCUGCUCGCUUCAUUGUGGUGCCUGCGGCCUAUGCCUUGGCGCUGGGCCUGGGGCUGCCGGCCAAUGUGGCGGCCCUGGCGGUGUUCGUCCGCAGCGGCAGGCGCCUGGGCCAGGCCCUGCGUCUCUACCUGCUCAACCUGGCCCUGGCCGACGUGCUCUUCACGCUCACGCUGCCGCUGUGGCUCACUUACUACCUGGGCCCGGCCCACUGGCCCUUCCCGGAGGCCGCCUGCCGUGCAGCCGGGGCUGCCUACUAUGUGUCCACCUACGCGGCCGUGGCCUUCGCGGCGCUCAUCAGCGUGUGCCGCUGCAGCUCCGUGCACCGGCCCGGGCCCAAGGCGGCCGCCCGCCCGGCCCUGCGCCGCCGCGGCCCGGCCCGCGCCGCGUGCGCCGCCGCCUGGCUGGCAGGCCUGGCCUGCGCCGCACCCUCGCUGGCCGCCCCGCACGCGCUGAGCCCCGGGCCGGGCGGCGCCUCUCGCUGCCUGGAGCGCGGCUGGGCGCGCGCUGGCCUGGCCUACACCACCGUGGCCUUCUUCACCGCCGCCUUCCUGCUGGUGCUCGCGGCCUACGUGAGCGUGGCGCGGGCGCUUGCCGCGCCCUCGGGCCCGGGCCCAGCCCGCGCCGGUGCGCACCGGCGCGCGGCCAGGACCAUGGUGUUGGGGCUCCUGCUGGUCUUCGCCCUCUGCCUGGCGCCCUACCACCUGCUGCUGGCACCCUGGGUAACGGGGCAGGAGGUCGCCGCGAGCCGCGAAGGCGGCGGAUGCCGGGCCACCUCCACGCUCGACGUCCUGCACACCCUUAGCCUGGCGUUGCUGAGUCUCAACAGCUGCCUGGACCCUCUCAUCUACUGCUUCUCGGUGCGCCGCUUCCGCCAGGACUGCUGGGCGCUGAGCUGCCGUCUGGGGGUGGGGGCAUCUGGGGCGCACUCGGCCUCCUUGGCCUCUUCCUAGAAGGGUCCCUGGUCCGCUGCCUGCUUCACCCCUGCCACCCUCCCAGCCGAGUCCUGGGUGGUGGAAGCUCUUUGCAAGGACGUGGAUUCCAAUUCUGACACAGCCACAUACUAGCCGCCUGUAACUGUAGACCUCCAGGCUCUGCCAAAAGGGGGAAAACUUUGUAAGCCGAAAGUUCCCUAGACUUGACCAUUGUUUGGAUACGCAUAGUAUGCCAUUGUUUUUAAAAUCUCUUGGGAUAAACCCCAAAGUCCUUAAAAGGUCCUCCAAGGCCUGACUGGCUCCAGCUUCACUCUCCGCAUCCUCUCACCCGCAUCUUCCCUCUUCUCUACCACGUCUGCCCGUCUCUGUGGGUUGAGUCACAUUAUCAGUCCCUGGAACAGACCAGUUUCCUGCCCUUCAAGGCCUUUCGAAUUGAUUGCCAGGAAUGAUGUCCCUCGGUCUCCUUCAUUAAUUCCUUUUCAUUAUCACCUCCUCAAAGGUGGAAGCUUUCUUGAUCAGCACCACAGACACCAUACCCUAGACUGGAUUAGAUAUGAUUGCUCCCUUACAGGUCUUUCCAUAAUUGCAAUCAAGCAAUUAACUGGAUAGUUCUUCCCCCCUUUUUUUUUCCUUAGUUUUUCUCCCUGUAGUUCUUUCUCUUUUCAGAAUGUGUUUAUGUUGAUCCAUAAGAAAGUGCCAUUUUUAUAGACCCAGAAAGGUUGAAUAGUGGCAGUUUUAUUUUUAUCCAAUUCAACUUAAUGAAUUCCAUGUUUGCCUUAUUUACUGCUUGCUAUUGUUCUUUGCACAUAGUAACACUUCAGUAUGUCAGAUGAAUGCAUGAAACGUGAAUAUCAUUAGCUUAAAACGCCCAAGGACUCAUUCAGACACUCCAGUCUCAGAUUUUCUUCAAGUGUUUCUGGGAUUCUCUAAGCUUAUAUUACCCAGAUGCAUUCCUGACUGAGUACUGGUGAUUGCUUCCUUUUGCUGUUGCUGGUUAUCUGCAACUCGUCCAUCACCUCCAAUGUGCCAAGAUUCCAGGGCCAAGACUUGGAGAUAACCAAGCUGGAUAUCCAUCCUGCUAUUACCUGGGAGAGGGAUUGGCCAGACUUGCUGCCUUCAGCUUCAGCUGAGCAGAGAGACUGUCGGUGCAAAUCCCUGCCAAUGGUUCUGGCCUCUGGUUCUUUCUCUCCUUGUGCCUUGAUGACUUAGCAGUUGGCUUCAAGUGGGAAAGGGAACCUCUCCCUCUCUUCAGCCAUGUUACUGGGGGCUCCAUAGCAAGACUGCUUGGGUCUCGAGUUUAAUGAGUGAGGGCAGCAUAUUCACGUUGCCAAGUCAGCUGGGUCAGGACAAGUUCACCGAUCAGCCACCAUGUCUUACUGACUUCUAGUCCUAUUACUGAAUUUGCCUUCUAAUAGUAAAUUUGAGAAAUUUCUUCUUUUAUUUUUGAUAAAUUACCUUUCAUUGGUCCUUUAUUCCUUAUUUAAAUGUUUUCUUUUGCAUUUUAAAAGUAAUACACAUUCAUAAAAAUAAAUUCAAAGUACUAGAGAAAAAUGCAAAAUAGAAAAUAAAGGUCCCCCAGUGGUAACCACUGUUCACAGUUUCUUGUAGUGUAUAUCUUUCCAGAGGUUUUCUAUUUCAGUACAAAUAUAUGUAUAGUCAAUUUCCUCCAAAAAUCCACAAAUGGGAUAGUAGUACAAGGCUUUUCUGUGCUCUCCUCACUUAAUAUAUCUUGUACAUCUGUUAAUAUCAGCACAUAUCGAUCAACCUCAUUUUUUUAAUAAAUGCAAAGUAUUUAUUUUACUCAAUUGGUCCCCCUGUUAAUGGGCAUUUGUUUCUACUGUUUUACUGUGAUAAAUAAUGAUGCAAUGAGUGUCUCUGUCCACAAAUCUUUGCAUACUUGUAAAUCUAUAGAAUAAAUCCCUGGCAA